Molecule: messenger RNA, 435 nt
Organism: Gongylonema pulchrum
Lineage: Eukaryota; Metazoa; Nematoda; Chromadorea; Rhabditida; Gongylonematidae
Source: the annotation of a GenBank genome assembly
AAUCUAAAUAUCAUUCAAGCAUCAACGAUUGUAAGAUGUCGAUAUUGUCGGACGUACAUCAAUCCGUACAUUUAUUUGCCCGACUGUCGUCAUUGGAAGUGCAAUAUUUGCUACCGAGUCAACGAUUUGCCGGACGAUUUCAGUUGGGAUCCGGCAACCAAAUCGUUUGGUGAUCCGACGCGUCGACCAGAAAUCAGAAACGCUUCCGUUGAAUUUAUUGCCCCAUCCGAAUAUAUGCUGCGUCCACCGCAACGUGCUAUGUACGUUUUCGUAAUGGAUGUUAGCCAAAAUGCGAUCGAAACAGGUCUGUCAUCUUUAACUUGUAUUAUUUCGGAACUGUAUGAGUUUUGCGAUGCUUUCUGGGGAUUUGAGAGCAAUGCUGCGCUGUGUUUGUCCAAAGCGAUGAACUCAUUGUUGCAAAUUUUAUUGCUGUAA